UUUCAGCAAGGAAUAUCAGAGCAAAUUCGUUCAAUGAUUGAAACAUUAAUUUGCAAAAAAAUAACCGAAUUUAUCAAUGAAGAUUUCAAUGAGAAAUUAUUGCAAACUCAAACAAAAACAUCCCUAGCAGAUGCAGAACAAAUCAAUACGUUUGCUUCAAUUGUUGGAUUACCUAACAGUAAUGAAUUGAUGGAAACCUUUCGAUCGUUUAAUAUUACUAUUAGCCCUUCUCUUUUCAAACAACUAGUUUCCAGAAUUUAUAUUGACUUCAGGCUAAAUGAAGAUCCAUUAUGCUACAAGAAUACUGUGGAAAUAUCUAACAUUGGUGAAAUUUCACUCAUAGGCGACAGCAUUAAAAAAACUCCAUUCAGUGCUGCACCAAUGUUCUGGCCAAAAGAACCUUCUUUGCAAGAUGCAAUGAUACAUUUACUUAUAUCCGAUUAUAUUGCCAACGCUCUACUUUAUCAUGCUUUCUCGGAACAUUUGUUGCAGUUUGUCGUGGACGAUAAGACAAUUUCGUCUUUAGGUCCGCUGCUACGUACCUCCUGUACAACCGGACUUUGCUUUGCUGAUCUGAUACCUCAAAUAGCUGAACAAUAUCCAGAUAGCAAAGUGCGACUGAUUUUCACGCCCACCCGAGCUCCUAUAGUGCUGUUUCAAGCGAAACAGGGCGGUGCACUAGUCAUUAAUAUGAAUGGUUUGGUAUUCAUGUACAUUGUAGAAUCCAGUGAAAAAACUCAUCAAGCAGCAGCGUUUGCUUUGGACAUUGUUGCGAACAUACAUUUACAUGUUGAGAACAACACAUUGCUUGGUAAGACAACGGUGGACAGCUUCCAAUUAAGGAACACAUAUGGACACAUUAAUAUAAGUGAUGAUGAAUUAUCUGACGUUGCACUGCUAAGUUCUGAAAUGUUUCAGCGUUUCAUCAAUGAUUUUCUGCGUGGCGGAUUUCCAAUACCAAUACCUAAAGUUUUACGGAUAAACAUCACUCAACUACAAAUCCUUGACCGGAGUGUUUUCAUAUCCGCAGAUUUUGAUUUGGAUCGGAGGCGUGUAAGCAAUCUUGCAUUACAAGCAUUUGCACAUACCAAAUAUUUCCAACGUGACAUACGUAUGUACGGCAGUUGAGUAAAUAAUAUACGAGUGAUUGCAAAGGUGUAACCCACUUGAUGUAAAUACUUUCACUGUUUUAAAUUUUAUACACUAAGUGUGUGGAUAAAUUCAUAGGUUGUACUGCUUGGUUAUACAAACUACAAAACAUUAUGUUGGUGACAACACUUUAGUCGACUAAUG
Messenger RNA from Loa loa (African eye worm), 1293 nucleotides. RefSeq names its product LBP/BPI/CETP family domain-containing protein. Lineage: Eukaryota; Metazoa; Nematoda; Chromadorea; Rhabditida; Onchocercidae. Gene Ontology annotation, molecular function: lipid binding. The transcript has 7 exons. The coding region runs from base 34 to 1128 and encodes 364 amino acids. The record is from RefSeq and is a predicted model, not a curated record.